Aspergillus saccharolyticus JOP 1030-1 is the source of this 1137-nucleotide messenger RNA. RefSeq lists its product as uncharacterized. The record is from RefSeq and is a predicted model, not a curated record. Bases 49 to 1137 code for a protein of 362 amino acids. NCBI's taxonomy places the organism in Eukaryota, Fungi, Ascomycota, Eurotiomycetes, Eurotiales, Aspergillaceae. The transcript has a single exon.
CUCGAAACAGAUAUUCAAGCUUUUCCGAUCGAUCUAAUCAAGGCCAGGAUGACCCGAACAGAUUCAGAUCCGACAGCGCAGCGCCUCCUCCUAGUCAGCGUUCCGCGCACCGCCUCCAACCUUCUCCUGAAAGUCCUGAAUAUCCACGAGCAACCCUCCCUCCACACCAACAACAAAGGCGGCUACUUCUUCUUCGAUGCCUUCACUGCCGAGGUCCAGAGCGGCCUUCUGACUACCCCGCCCUCUGCCUGGUCGACGUCCACCGUUGCUGAGGUCCGAAGCGCCUUCCAAACAUGCCUCAAUGCAUUAGAGGAAUUCUCCCGCGAAGCAGAGACGACGGGCAAACGGGCUUUCGCCAAAGAACAUGCCUUCUGGUUCUUGAACCCGCUCUCCUUCCACCCAACAAACCCGGAGGAACCUGCUUCGGAUGAUGACGACCUCACGCAAAGCGAGGAGGAACUCUUCCGCCUCACCCUCCCCAGCAAGUACGGCAAGACGAACACUUUCUCCUCCGAAAACCGCACCAUCCUGCCCGACGAAUACCUGCGCACCUGGCGCAUGGCCUUCAUCAUCCGUCAUCCAGCCCUCACCUUCCCCAGCUUCUACCGCGCGAUGCUCAAGAUGUCCGAGACGGGGUACCUCGUUGACGACGAGGAGUCAAUGCGUGGUACGCUGGCGACGAACAUGUCGAUGCGCUGGACGCGCUUGCUGGUCGAGUGGUGUUUACGGCAUCGGCCGGGAGAGCCCGUCCUGCUGCUGGACGCGCACGACCUCAUUCAUGAUCCUGUGGCGGUGAGGCGCUUCUGUAAUCUAGCGGGGCUGGAUGAGAGCGUGGUCAAGUUUGAGUGGGGGGCAGGGGAGCCGCAUCAGCGGAAGAGGAAGGAGGAGGCGCCGGAUGAGGCGACGUUCACGAAGGAGCAGAGGGAAUAUCACGCGGCUGCCAAGAUUAUGUUCUCCACGUUGGAGGGGUCAUCGGGGAUGAUGAAGGAUAAGACGCCUUCUAUGGUGGAUGUGGGGGCUGAGGUUGGGAAGUGGAGGGCGGAGUUUGGGGAGGAGGCUGCUGGGAUGUUGGAACGUGCGGUGGAGGAGGCAAUGCCCGACUAUGAGUUUCUCAUGGCGAGGAGAGUGAGGGGUUAA